UAGUGGGGCUUAAAGUGAAAUUUAAGACAACAAGGGGCUCUCAGUGUGUAAACAAUAAAAAGGGCAAAAGGAGGGCUCUGUGCUCAUAGUUAGACGAGAAUGCAGAAGAGAAGAAGACGAUGAAGACGGAGACGAUGAACUGUGGAUUCAAUAGGUAAAUUAGUUGUUUUCCCAGAGCUUGAGUAUUCUUCUUCAGCUAAUUUUUCUGGAAGGUAGAUGGAUCGACAGGCUCAUGAUUAUGCAGCUGCUGCUGCUAUGGCAUUUGCCCAACAGCAGCAACAAGCAGCUAAUAUUCAACAGCAGCAACAAUUUGGUUUCCAUCCACAACAUCAACAGUUCCCUCCAUCAGUGCAUGGUCCUCCUUUCUUACCCCCACAUCAUUCUCUCCAACAGUACCCUUUCCAUCGCCACAUGCAGCAACCACAACUCCAUCCACAUCCUCAAUCCCAUCCUCAUCUUCUUCAUCUUCAGCAGCAUCAGCAGUCGCCGCCAGCUUUUCCUCCGCAUCCACCCCCUCAUCUUGUUCCUUCACCUUUCCUUGGUCCAUAUGAUUCUGCAUCACCCCCUCCUGCUCCCCCUUCUGAUCCUGAACUACAAAAGCGUAUUGAUAAGCUUAUCGAGUAUUCUGCCAAGAAUGGCCCUGAAUUUGAGGCCAUGAUCCGUGAAAAACAACAAGAUAAUCCUGCUUAUAGUUUCCUCUUUGGUGGUGAGGGGCAUAACUACUACCGCUACAAGCUUUGGUUAUCGACACGGCCUCCAGGUGGUCCUUUCAAUCCUCCUUUCCCCUCCUCUUCUAUACCUAUGAUGCAUCCUCCUAACUCUAUGAUUAAUCAAUCCUCUUUGAAUGCUCCGCUAAAUGCAUCACCUGCAGCUGGGUUGGGUGCACCUCAAAUGCACCAAUCUCCCUUUCCACCAUUCUAUGAGCAGCAGCAUCCUCAGCCCUUUGUUGGUCAUGGUCGACCAGAUUACGAUCAAUCUUCUAGGUCCUUUAAAGGUCUGUCUGGACCACUUCCUUCUGAUGUUGCAAUGGAGCUGAAUAAUGUACUUAGCAAUCUCACUGGUACUAAAGAGUCGAUUAAAGGUGCCAAGAUCUGGUUUAUGCAGAGGUCUCCAUUUGCACCUGCUCUUGCUGAGUCACUUAGAGACAGAGUGUUCACCAUGGAUGAUUCUGAUAGACAAUUGCACAUAAUUUAUCUCGCUAAUGACAUACUAUUUGACAGCUUGCAGCGACGGAUUGACCCUCACAACCUUGAUAAUGAGGCUCUUGCAUUUAAGCCUGUUUUAGGUUCCAUGCUUGCAAGGAUUUACCACAACCCUCAAAAUAAGGAGGAAAAUCAGUCACGAUUACAGAAAAUUCUACAAUUCUGGGCCUCGAAGGAAGUUUAUGAUCAUGAUACUAUUCGUGUGCUCGAGAAUGAGAUGAUGGGUGGACCACCGGCAAGUUCUUUUCCUGGGCCUCUGAAGGAAUUAUCUGCUGCUAUAACAGAUCCCUCAGCUGCAGGAAUGUCACAGCAGGCAACAAAUCAUAAUAUCCUACAGUGGCAGCCCGAUAAGCAAAGUUCGGUUUCACAUUUUCCAGAUCAAGAACAUCCUGAUAAACAAGUUCCUCUCGUACCGUCCUUGGUAGCCCAGUCAUUUCUUCCAAAUGCAGUCCCCACGGGUGCUUUCGUGGGGUCCGCACCAUCUUCUGUUCAACCAGCAAUUCAUCAACCUGCGCUUCAUGUAUUGCCCACACCAGCUGCUAACGUUGGUGAAAAAUUGCCUCCAUACCCUUUGUUCCCACCUGGUCUUAUUCCUGGAAUGGUCAGAAAGAUGCAGAUUGGCAGUGGAGUGCCUUACUCUCCCAUGAGUCCUUUGGAUAUCCCGACUGUAAUACCACCCUCCAAUGCAUCACCAUCUGAAACUCUCGAAAGAGUUUCAAAAUUCUUCAAAGAAAUUGGAGAGGUUAACCCUUCUGAGGGACCCAUGAAACCAUCUGAUCCAAACGACGAAGAUGAUGAGUAUGAGAGAGAGCCUCCCAUUCGCAAGGGUGGAGCUUGCAUCCCUCCACCACCUAAUCUACAAAUUGACCCGGAAACAGGGACUUUUCCUGAUGGAAGUGUAGAGCGGAAACCUGGAUCAGGUGGCUCAGGACGGUUGGGACUUGGUGCCACAGCUAAUCCAAACGAGGAAAGUCAAUAUGAUGAUGUUUAUACUUCUUAUAGGAAACAGAGAAGCACCAAUUACCAUUCAUCCAUGAGCGCAAGAGCAACCACAAGGUAAAACCAGUUGAAUGUGUUGCUACUUGUAGUAAGAAAUCCGAGACUGAAGGAUAGCUGGUUAGUUUCUUUACUUUCUUCUUCUUUUCUUUUUUCCUUGCCCCUUUUUCCUCAUUUCCCGAUGAAGGUGCUCUUAGCUCGACAUCAGUUGUUCUGUUCCAUCGAGUUGGAGUAUUUGCAACUUAUUCUGUAGGAACAUUGGCAUCAUUUACCUUUAUUGUGCUAGUUAAGAUUUUGAAUUGAUUGAAUGCAUGGACUGUGGACCACAGAAUCCUGUAUUAAUUCUUCUAGACUUAGAAGCAACGGCUAGUUAACUAGUAAUUAGAAUUAUAUGCAGUCCCAUUUCAUGCA
Molecule: messenger RNA, 2609 nt
Organism: Cornus florida
Lineage: Eukaryota; Viridiplantae; Streptophyta; Magnoliopsida; Cornales; Cornaceae
Exons: 4
Coding region: 217-2262 (681 amino acids)
Biological process (GO): RNA processing; intracellular calcium ion homeostasis
Cellular component (GO): perinuclear region of cytoplasm
Molecular function (GO): RNA binding
Source: RefSeq, a predicted model, not a curated record